GAUCCGGAUGUUAAUACAGAAAAAAGAGUGCUUGUUUUCAAGUGUCAAUAUUUUAUUAAAAUUGAAUGAAACAGAAGCAAAAAAUGUUCUUUUUGCAGAGAACUUGACUGAAUUUGACACUCUAUUGCAGAAAUUGAUAGUUUUCAGUGUAAAUAUUGGAAAAACCAUAGCUUGUGGAAGUCAGAAAAUUAGUCGUUUGUAGCCGAUUGACUCCUUUCCGGUAGGGUUAUGUAUUUGUACUCAAUUUUGACAGCCGGGUCAAUGGUCAACGUGGUGUUUUCUUGUGAUUAUAUUUUGUGUCUUGAAUUGUUCUAGAGAUGCCAUGUCCUUGUUUUUCAAUUGGGGUGUGUAUAAAGUCAAAAGCCAGGCCCAGGAGUAACCAGGAGUAAUGAUGAGCAGCUAGCCAGCCAGCCGGCCAGCCAGCCCUUAUUGGUGUACAACAACAUAUGAGUCCAGUUAUUCCAUGUGUACCGAGAAAGACAGAGCGGUUCCACCAGCUGUUGGUUGCCCCUCCACCACACACGUGCGAAUGUCGCCGACAUCUACUACAAUCUCCAUCGUAGCAGCCAACAGUGGCGUUCAAGACAUGAGGUUGAGGACAUUCUCCGGUUUCGGUCUCAGCAGGCGGACAUUGCUGGACUGCCCGUCACAGUCUGGAGUUGCAAGUGGCGCCCCAUCUGCACCAGUGCGAGACACUAAGUGGAAGUCUUCAGUUGUCAAUCUAGUUGUGGACCGCAGCUGCCCUGGACCUGCAGAGAUGGUACAAUCAAGCUUCAACCCCUUAUUCCAAGGAUGGUGCCCGGCCUUGAACAUAGUGCGUUUACGACGUGAAUCCCCUCUCAUUAUUGUGGAUAUAGCUGUAUUCCGUUCUUGUGCAAGUGCAAAAGUGAUGGAAAUUCUCAUUUGGACCUCUACUUGUGUAUAUUUGUGUUUAUUUAUGAACUGGAAACAAUAGGAUGUUGAUAAGACAGAGCCUAAUUACCUUGAAAAGGGGACUCAUCGUUCUGCCCACUUGAGGUGUGCUGAAAGGCUUAUCAGAUGUCAUCCUUCAAACCCCCUUAUAAUUGGAUCCAAUGGAUAGAAUUUCAUGAUUAACCUCUCUGUGUCAUUGUAAGGUUGCAUUG
Molecule: messenger RNA, 1124 nt
Organism: Mya arenaria
Lineage: Eukaryota; Metazoa; Mollusca; Bivalvia; Myida; Myidae
Exons: 4
Coding region: 464-955 (163 amino acids)
Source: RefSeq, a predicted model, not a curated record